Molecule: messenger RNA, 2601 nt
Organism: Pleurotus ostreatus (oyster mushroom)
Lineage: Eukaryota; Fungi; Basidiomycota; Agaricomycetes; Agaricales; Pleurotaceae
Exons: 13
Coding region: 1-2601 (866 amino acids)
Source: RefSeq, a predicted model, not a curated record
AUGGCUUCCUUCGUUAGAAACUCGAUUUGGGCCAGAGUGUGCCCUGGCGAUCUUGUAUACGACAUAGAAUUUGAGUCUUUGUUGCUCACUCAUAUCGCAUUUUCGGGGAAACUGCUUUCCGCAAGCUCGUCCGUCACCAUUCAUUUCGUAGCAGAUUCUGGCGAGAAACGUAUUUGGGAUGUUGGCACCCUCUUAGCUCACGAGAGAGAGCACAUCGAAGUGUACUUCCCUUUCUUUAGCAAUAAGGUAUAUUCCGUUCAUGUUCAAGGACCUUCUGACAUUUGUCUCGCUGGUGUAAACCUCAAUGUCACGUCGAGUGACAUUAUCAGACACUGUGAACGAUGCGGGGGUUCGUGUGACCCCCAUCCAGUACCCACUUCGAGCAUCGUCGUGCCUGCCUCUCGUCGUGUCGUCAGAUGUCUGUGGUUCUCUGUGGCCUGUCGAGAACCGCGUAUAGUCGACGUUGAGACACAGCGACCGACAUCCGAAACGCACAACGUUGAUUGUCUGGCAACGGAGGAUUGGGUUCGGCCUCAGAAAUGGUACGGCGUUGUCCACGAUGCAACAGAGAAUCGUAUAGUUGUCGCGGUCGAUGCAGUGGCUUCGAAGGCGUGUGCUCACAAGACCAUGUAUACAUGUAUCUUUCGCCGACCACAUGAGCGCAACGGGGCUCUCAACACGGCCGUGAUGCAGUAUCUUCCUCCUUCCGAAGCAUGGUACGACAAUAUGCUUGUGGUGGCUCAAAAAGAGGAAGGCGGAUUACUGGACAUGAACCAUGACAUGCAGGUCGAAUUUUUGCUGGCUUUCACGAGGGCGAUGUCGAAGAUAACAAUAAACAGCUCAUUUCCUGUCGAAGCACCAGUGACUCCUUGCGUCCACGUACGCAUUCCUUCUGUGACAAGCGCAACUGACCACAAGGGCGAUUCUCGCUUGCCCAUCGAGCUCUGGGAAAAGGUGUUGGCCGAGGCGCCGAUGGCAACUUGGAUGGCUGCUAUCAAAGGGAAGGGUUUAUUGCGGCGUGCUGUCCAUCAACUGCUGCACCGUCAGGUGGUUUCCGGGCUUUCGAAGUUCUGGCCUACGGAGGCCCUGCCACGUCUCUUCCAAGCCUUGUCGGACGCCAAAGGGUUGAUAUUCGGAGACGUGCCCUUCAACAUUCUUUUCGGGCAAGCGCUAACAGUCGAUCGUCUGGAUAUCGCCGUACCCUUGGCUUCCUUCCGCGAGGUACACGCGCUCAUCUUGCUAUUCGGUUACGAUCUCGAGACGCGAAUUGAGGGGGGAGACGGUUGCGAGAAAGGAUGGGUCUUCAAACAUCAAAACGACGCGGUUUAUAUACAACUGUACGAGAGCUGGGGUCGCAGCUCUCUGAAUGUGCCGCUUCACUCGCGACGUACUUCGUCUAUGACUUUCUUAACCAACUCUUCCAUUUAUAGCUUCUACACGCCCUGGUCGGAAGCAGGCAUCAUAGGAGCAGGCAGACAAUCAUUCUCGAUUCCACGGACCACCUCCUUGCGCAGAAGUCUCGAUGGCGACAUCUUAGGAGAAUGCUGCGGCGUUUAUUGUUCCAGGAAACCUCGAUCGACGGCAUCCGGUAUCGGCGUCGAUGUGGUGACUUGGGGAGGGUUAGAUUUGAAACAGGAUCCAUGUCGUUGUGAAAAAAAUAUGUUCGCCCGGCCGAUGGCGUGGAUUCUGUCCUUACUGGGUGAAUGUCGCAACGUCGACUGCGGUUUCUACAACUCCAUUGUCGAUCCUUCUCCACCAAUGAGCCUCCCCACCGGUACUCUGGAGCAGCUCCUCGUGAAGGCCGAACAUCUUUUGUCGCAUAUCCCCUUGAUGCGACUGGUGGCUUAUGCAGAGCCGGGCCUUCACUUUGACAGAAAGGACCCAAAUUUGAGGGCCAGUUGCAUAUACGUGAAUCCGAUUGGAACAUCGUGGCGCGCUAACUACGUUGGGCGGAUCCUACCCGCAGCAAUGGGUUCUAAACAUAGCGCCCGGGGGGAUGAUAUGACCCGGCUCCCCGUGCGAAAGGGGAAAAAAAUCAAGGACAUGCUCGUCCUGGGACCUCCAGGCGACGAAGCUCCAUUCUUGAAUACCAUGUAUUCACACCAGAUUCAAACUCUCGAGGGCCUGGUACAAUCGCUUUGCCGGAGCUCAGGUCUCAUCCCCAGUCAGACUGGCCGAUAUCCCUUCCCUGGGACCAAUACAGACCUAUUGCACGUCAGGAUGCCUAGCAAAUAUGAGGAACUACCUUUCUUUGCACCGCCUGCUUCACCUUCAAACUCGGCGACAGUAUACACCGGAUACGAACGGUCGUUGUUGCCCGACUUCAAAAGCGAAGACUUUGAUGAUGGCGAGAGAAUGCUGGUUCAACUGCCAAUAUACGACGCGAAGAGACGGCUCGUACGACCCUGGGAGCAGUACGAUGCGUUGAGGCCUGGGACUAUCGUGCUGGUGACCGCAGAGUUGCAAGCACAUGUAAACGGCCCGUGCGUGACUUGGCUAUUCGCUAUGAACUACCUGCAAAUUUUGGUGCCAGCAGAUAUGCUAAGAGAGCAAUACGUUCAAGACUUUCCUUCGCGGGAGAAGCCAAGCGGCGGAGUGUGA